Messenger RNA from Spodoptera litura, 2704 nucleotides. Lineage: Eukaryota; Metazoa; Arthropoda; Insecta; Lepidoptera; Noctuidae. The record is from RefSeq and is a predicted model, not a curated record.
UUUAAGGUGCAUUGGGGCUAUUUCGAAAAUGGGUAUAUUCCGAAAGUGCAAAAAAUCUACCAAACGCAGCAAUAUAUUCCUGCUGGCAACAUUAGGCAAAGCGCCAUCUUAGAUUUACUUGUCGCGACAGACGUUGCGAGUCGCUCGCGCUAACAUCACGCGAGUGUCAUCAAAUUAUUUAAGAGAAGUGAUUUCGCGCCGAAUUUUGGUGAUUCGGAAUAACCCCAAGAUAGUUUUCUCGAAAUCCUGAGUCAUCAUGCCUCGUACUUAUAUAAAAAAGAAAAAUAAAACAUACACUUCUCAAGAUUUAGCCACUGCCAUACAGAAAGUAAGAAAUGGGGAGCUUACCGCAUAUGCUGCAGCACAAAUGUACAAGAUUCCAAUGACCACUCUCCAUGACCAUGUCAAAACUAAAGAUACUCUUAGACAGAAUGCAGGUAGACCAACUGUUCUACCUGUAGAAGACGAAAAAAAGUUAGCAAGCACCAUCAUAGUCAUGGAGAAAUGGGGAUUUGGGCUCUCAAGAUCAGAAAUAUUGGAGAUUGUGGCUGAAUAUGUACGCGUAAACAAUAUUCAGACACCAUUUAAGAAUAACACGCCUGGAACAGAUUGGUUUAUCAACUUCCGAAAACGUCACGGUUUGUCUAUCAAAAAAGCACAACCCGUAGAAUAUGUGCGAAGAAAAAUGACAGAUCCAUUCGUCAUCGCUGAAUAUUUUGAUUUGCUGAAUAAGACCUUAAAAGAUUUAAGUCUUUUAGAAAAUCCAGAAUCAAUUUGGAAUUUGGACGAAACAUCGUUGUGUCUGGAUCCGACCAAAACAAAAGUGGUCGGAAAAAAAAAUAAACCAUGUGCAAGGACCACCUAUGGAAGUGGAAAGGAAAACAUCACUGUGUUAGCAGGAGCAAGUGCCAGUGGUAAAAAGUUGCCGCCUUUGAUUAUUUUCAAAGGAAAAUUUGUUUGGGACCAAUGGAUGGCUGAUCUUAAUAAAGAUGAUUACGAUUUCGAAUUAACAUAUGCUGCAAGUACUAAAGGUUGGAUGGAAUCAGAAAUUUUUCACAAUUAUUUUGAAAAAGUACUCAUCCCAAGUCUCGGCGAAAAGCGACCCGCCCUUAUAAUUUAUGACGGGCAUUCAACGCACGUCGAUGCCAGGGUUGUGGAGCUUGCGGUCCGAAACAAUAUAACUAUCAUCAAAUUACCCCCACAUACAUCACAUUUGUUGCAACCGCUUGAUAUAUCAGUAUUUAAAUCUUUCAAAGCAAUAUGGGAUGCAAAACUGGUCGAGUGGCAGAGAAGAAACGUUGGUACGAAAAUGCCAAAAAACGUUUUCGCAAAAACUAUGGCAGAUACUUGGCAACAAACGAACCCCGAAGUUAUAAAGAGUGGAUUUAAAAAGGCAGGAAUAUAUCCUUUCAAUGCAAAUGUCAUACCUAUUGAUAAAUAUGAUCCAGACGCUUAUCAAAGAUAUAAGAAAACUUUACUUACCCACACACUCAACCAGCCAAAGACACUCAAAGAAAUAUGCAUUGAAUCAUUCAACAAUCAGUUUGCAACAGCUAAUGAAACUAUAGAAAUAACAGACAAUAAUUACGUUGCCCUGCUAUCAGAACAAUCAAGAAAUAAUGCCCAAAUGUUGCCCUUUGAAGCCAGACACCCGAGCCAAGUACCCGUAUGUUUGCAGAAUUCUAUGCCAACUAAAUCUAAAAUAAAUAUUAUAUCAAACAUAGUCAUAAAGAAAGCAUCACAAAUACCACUUCAAUACCCAUCACAACUCGAACCAUCAGUCUCAUUUGAAGAACUACCUGAACAAUCAAGAAAUGAUACCCAAAUAUUGUCCUUUGAAGCCAGACACCCGAGCCAAGUACCAGCAUGUGCGGAAGUAAUAACUGCAGAUUUAGGAAAGAAAAUUUUAGAAGAAGUGAAAGAAACGAAAAGUAAGAAAAUUGCAACUAAAACCAGUAAAGCUCAUGAUAAACGAAAACGUAAACGGGAACCUUCCUCUGAUACCACAAGUAUAUCCGAUAUCAUCAGUAAUCAUAGCGAUUCUGAUAUUAUUGAUUGUAUCGAUUUUGAAGACUUGGACGAUUGCGAAGAUAAUUUUAAUUUGUACCAGGAGGAGACAAGUUCACAGAAAUCAAGAAAAGAUAGGAAGUGUGUUAUAAACAUGAAAACCGAUAAAAAUAUAACCAAUGAAAAGGUACUCACUGACAAAACUACAAAUUAUGUAUGUUCUAAGAAAGGCAAAGGUAUUGGUAAAAAAAGCAAAGGUAAAGAAAAUCAAGUAGACAAGAAAAAAGAAAAGGAAGUGUUGACUUAUUUUGCAACAGACAAGGAAGACAUAAAUGAGCAGAUUGCAGAAUAUUCUAAUGAAAAACAAUGUGGUAUUCCAGAAAAGUGUCCCCUUCUAAAGGAAUGUUAUGAUAUAAAUGAUACAGUGCUUGUCAGAUAUUUCAUAAGAAACAAAUGGAAAUAUUAUGUUGGGUUCAUAGGAAAAAUAACCAAACAUGGAGAACAUUUUUACUACCUCAUUAACUUUUUGAAAACCACAAGACAACAGCAGCAUAUCACUUUUAUUGAACCUAAAAAGAAAGAUACUGACGAAAUUCCUGAGUCCUUACUAGUAAAGAAAAUAGAAUUACAAAAGAAAAUAGAUCAAGACAAAGAAUAUUACUUGAUCCAUGAUGAAGACACUAUUUAUUUCGACUGA